CAGUAUGGAACGUGAAAACUUAACCCUUUAGUGGUAAAUUUUAUAAAAUAAUGUUGAUUAUAGAGUGUUUAUUAUUAAAGUAAUGGAUUUAAACUAUGCAUAAGAAUUUGAGGAAGUCCUAGUAACAGAUAUGAGUGACGUGGAAAAUAUUGAAUUUCUGGAUUUGAGCGAUGUCGAUGAAAAGGAGCAAAUUAGAGUUAGAGCUUCUCUACUACAAACAGAUUCAAGUGUGCAAUUACCUUGGAUAAAAAAUGAUCAGAAAACGUCCCUAGGUAUAAAACGAGGAAAAAGAAAGGAAAAUAUCCAACAUAAUGACUCUGCAUCUACAAAUCGAGAAUACAUUUACCCAGCAGUGCCUGUUACACCAGUGGUAAAUAAUGUAUAUCAAGAGCAUCGUUUUCACCAGACUGCAAUGGUCAUACCACCACUAGUCACUAACUAUGGUGGUCUUCAGUCUAACUCCAUCUAUUAUGCCAAGACCCUUUCGACUGUUUCAUCUAAUUACCCCCAGCAAGUCUAUGUCAUUCCUCAGAGUACUGUUAAUAAUGUGAUCCAUAAUAAUUAUCCAUACACGGUUACAAAUCCAGUCCACAUACGUAAUACCAUUACCGACUCGCAUAUUACCACCACACCACCAGUUAUACAGCAUCAGAACAACGGCAAUGGACAAAUCCCUCAAAUAACAGAAUGCAAUGCAUCUUCUAAAAAUUACUCUUCUGGGCAUCCAGCUGUAAUCGACAACAGUUCUAUUCAAAAUUCGGCAACCGUCAUUCAAAACACUCCUGAAGAAAUAUAUUCCCAACCGUCUGGAUCAUCGAAUGUGGUUGAAAAUGGUGCUAAAAGUAAUUCUGUUAAAGAGAGUACAAGCAAUUUAUCCCCAGCAAAUAAGUCGUGGGCAAGUCUUUUUGCUUCAAAUAAAUCGAUUAAUGACGUCAACAAUCAGAUUCUUGAAGCAGGAACGGAAAAACCUUUAGCUGACAAGACAAUGAACAAAGAGUUUAAUAAUAAUGAGCCUUUUUGUCCCAUCAAGCAUCCAAGAAGGACACAAUUUAUUGAUCCUGAUUGUUAUAGAAUGGGAGAAUAUUUAACUAAUUACUCUGUAGAUGGCAGAGCAGUAAGUUUACAGCCAAGGGGUUUGAUAAAUCAGAGUAAUUAUUGCUACAUCAAUUCAAUACUUCAGGCUCUGAUUGCUUGUCCUCCCUUAUAUAAUUUAUUAUGGGGCUUGUCUCAGAAUAUUUCGUCAAACGAGAAGAGAAAACCCACCCCCGUCAUUGAUGGAGUGUGUCGAUUCGUGAAAGAAUUCAAACAUUUACCUGCAAAUAUGAGAGUGAGCAACAGAAGAUCUGACGGAAAAGUUCAGAAAAAAGAUCAAGGUGUACUGAUAAACACCGAUAUACCUUUUGAACCGUCUUGGAUUUAUAAGAUGUUAAAUGGAAUAAGGAGCGAUCUAAUUGAAGGCAGGCAAGAAGAUGCUGAAGAAUUUCUUGGCUGUCUACUAAAUGGCUUAAACGAUGAAAUGCUUGAGCUGAUAAAAUUGGUGAAAAAUGACUGUGAUGAAUCUUAUCAAAAUGCAAACAGUUCCGAAACUGAAACUGACCUAGAUAAAGAAUGGCAGGUAAUGGGACCAAAAAAUAAAGGAAGUGUUACAAGGAGAACCGAAUUUGCUAAAACACCCAUUAGUGACAUAUUUGGAGGAUUUCUGAAGUCAAGGAUCCAUAGAACUGGAGAUCAUGUCACAGAAAAUAUACAGCCCUUCUUUACUCUGCAAUUAAAUAUCGAAAAAGCAAAAACCGUACGGGAAGCGCUAGAGGGUCUCGUCACAAAAUAUCAGUUGGAAGGCUUAACGUCUUCAAAAACAAAUGAAGAAGUAGAGGCCUGGCAGCAAGUGAUGUUAGACGAAUUGCCCGUUAUAUUGGUAUUACAUUUGAAAUGUUUCGAUUUUAAAUUGGACGGUUGUACGAAAAUAAUAAAAGCCUUGGAAUUUCCGAUAGACUUAAAAAUUGAUUCGAAAUUGUUGUCGUCAAAGACCCAAACAGCUAAAGAGAAACAAUACAAGCUGUUCGCAGUAGUUUACCACGAUGGUAAAGAGGCCACCAAGGGACAUUAUGUAACCGAUGCAUUUCACGUAGGCUAUAGCAGUUGGUUAAGAUAUGACGACGCGUCCGUCAAACCUGUCCUAGAGGAGCAUGUAUUAAAGCCGCAAGGAACACGAGUUCCAUAUUUACUGUUCUAUCGUCGUAGUGAUACUAUUAGAAGCAAAUAAAAAAAACAAAUUUGGCCUAUCGAUUGUUAAUUAUAAGUACUAUUAAGCAUCUUAUUUUAAUAAAUAAAGUUUAUACAUAAUUUUUAA
This is a messenger RNA of Anoplophora glabripennis (Asian longhorned beetle), 2350 nucleotides long. RefSeq names its product ubiquitin carboxyl-terminal hydrolase 10-B (gene Usp10). Bases 131 to 2263 code for a protein of 710 amino acids. Gene Ontology annotation, cellular component: nucleus; cytosol. Lineage: Eukaryota; Metazoa; Arthropoda; Insecta; Coleoptera; Cerambycidae. Gene Ontology annotation, molecular function: cysteine-type deubiquitinase activity; cysteine-type endopeptidase activity. Gene Ontology annotation, biological process: protein deubiquitination; DNA damage response, signal transduction by p53 class mediator; regulation of autophagy. The transcript has 9 exons. The record is from RefSeq and is a predicted model, not a curated record.